Messenger RNA from Syngnathoides biaculeatus (alligator pipefish), 2327 nucleotides. RefSeq names its product solute carrier family 25 member 18 (gene slc25a18). Lineage: Eukaryota; Metazoa; Chordata; Actinopteri; Syngnathiformes; Syngnathidae. Gene Ontology annotation, molecular function: L-aspartate transmembrane transporter activity; L-glutamate transmembrane transporter activity. The record is from RefSeq and is a predicted model, not a curated record. Gene Ontology annotation, biological process: malate-aspartate shuttle; aspartate transmembrane transport; L-glutamate transmembrane transport. Bases 459 to 1448 code for a protein of 329 amino acids. The transcript is spliced from 10 exons.
AACGAGACAAUGCUGGCGUUUGUGCAAAGGCUGGCUCUCUCAGUCUGCUCUCGCUUGGCUACCACUGAUGCACGCAUGGUUGAAGGGAGAGGAAAGUGGACAGCUUGAUCCAGGUCGUGGGAUACACCGACAGCGAGUUUGCUGAGUGAUUUGAGGGGAGAGCAAAAAGCAGAGGGGCUGGUCUUGAAUAUACCAAGCAGACAUUGCCGGUUUUGGUCGUCGUAGGAAAAAAGGCGUCCACCCCUGCCGCACCAGUGGGAGGAAAAAGAGCAGCCCACUAGUGAUUUACUCAAGAACCCAGAGAGCUGCAUUAGUGUUACUGAGUGGGCAAGAUGAGGGGUGAGCUGACCAUUUGAAACCCAGUGCUAAAUUGUGAAAGGGAAGGCAAAGAAGAGGAGGAGGAAGUAGGUGGAGCAGGCCGAAGGGAGUUGUGGGCCUGGAGCCCAAACGCAAGCAAGAUGACGGAGAACAAAAUAAGUCUGCCUGCUAAGCUGAUUAAUGGGGGCGUAGCAGGUCUGGUUGGUGUGACAUGUGUGUUUCCCAUCGAUCUGGCCAAAACCCGUCUACAGAACCAGCAGGGCACCCAAGUCUACAAAGGAAUGUGGGACUGUCUGGCUAAGACAGUGCGCUCAGAGGGCUAUUUCGGAUGUUACAGAGGUGCAGCAGUCAACCUCACUCUUGUCACACCAGAAAAAGCAAUCAAACUAGCCGCUAAUGAUGCCUUUCGACAAAAGCUCUCCAGAGAUGGCCAUUUGCCCCUCUGGGGGGAAGUUCUGGCAGGCUGUGGCGCUGGGACAUGUCAGGUGGUGGUCACCACUCCCAUGGAAAUGCUCAAAAUCCAACUACAAGAUGCAGGGAGAAUCGCUGCUCAGAGGAAAGUAUCGACACCUGCUCAGGCUGCUGCUCCGGGUCCUGCUCCAUCCUUAGUGGAACCGCAGCCAGUCCGGUCUGGUGCUCCCCUACGGACAUCUGCUACCAGCAUCACGGUGGAGUUGCUGAGAACCCGAGGCCUUGCUGGUCUGUACAGGGGAGCAGGAGCCACCUUGAUGAGGGAUGUCCCUUUCUCAAUGAUCUACUUUCCCUUGUUUGCCAACCUGAACGCAUUGGGGAGGGAAAAACAUGGGAGUCCAGGUGAUGUACAGGCGCGUGCCCCUUUCUGGCAGUCCUUUGUGGCCGGAUGCUCUGCAGGCUCCGUGGCAGCUGUGGCUGUCACACCACUGGAUGUGAUAAAAACUCGACUCCAAACAUUGCAGAAAGGUGAAGGGGAGGACACCUACAGAGGAAUUAUUGACUGCACAGGGCGCAUUCUGAGAAGGGAGGGACCAUCAGCAUUCCUGAAGGGUGCAGCGUGCCGUGCGCUGGUGAUUGCACCCCUUUUCGGCAUUGCGCAAGGUGUCUACUUUCUUGGGGUUGGAGAGGCUGUGCUAGGAUUGAUGGGAUCAAAUUAAUCGGUAGUGGUCGUGUUGUAUCUGCACAUCGUAUUUCUGAGUCAACCUGCAGUUUAUACAGAAAGGCCACCAUCGCAAUGUGGACCCGGCGGCUCACACUCAUCCAGGUUAUAUACGGGAAACAAGAGUUGAUGUCCUGUGUACUGUAUGUGCUGUGUCCCAAGGAUUUUUGAGUUUACUUCUGGAGACAGAUAAUCUUGUCUGCCUGUGUAGAAAAAGUUCCAGUAUGUUUUUUCAGGUUGCUAACCAUUUGUAUGGUUCUAAAUCAUUGAACGUGAGCUUCCUGUAUUAUAUUCAGUUCUACAGAUUAAAAUAUUGGCUCCUGUUUUACAUGCUGUUUUCCAUUCAUCCCACUCUAUCGUGAGGUCUCAGCUGUAAUCUUGGAUUUCCUCCCUUGAUUGGGAUGUGCUGCCCGUCAAUAGGUCAUUUGUUAAUCUGAUGGUAAUUAUUUAAUCCUUGUACUAGUGUAAAAUAUACACACACAGUUCACUUCCAACCUAAAAGAUACAUGCUUCUGGGGCGCUGGAUUUAAACAGUGCUUCCUGUUCUUCACAGCUUCAGAAGGUUUACGAUCAUUCAAAACAAAUGGGACCAAAAGCUACUUUUGCUUCAGUAAUUGUAAAAGUGGAAGGAAAACAAAAUCAAAGCCUUAUGUUUUUUUUUGUUUGGUCUUGAAUUAUCUGUAAUUUGUCCUGUGGAGCAUUGUGGUCCUGUUUCGUAACAAUAAUUAUGCAAUUAAAUUAUAUCUAUCUACAUGUACACACAAAUACAGACCUACAAUGCUGUAUUUUGUAAAACUAGGUAAGAGUUUUCACAAUGUAGACUAAACAGUCCGUGUAAAACAUUUGUUUACUACUUGUAAAUAAAGAUACCAGCAGA